AUGCUGUUGCACCCAUGUCGGAUCCUCCAAAUAUACACUACUUUUGGAGAAUCCGGCACACCCGGUGGCAGGAAAACAAAGUGUCGGACACCACAACAAAUUCUUUAUCAAGCUGCUUUGCGAGAUGAUUGGGAAUCUGCUGAACCUAUUCUGGAAAAGGAUUUGAGUUUAGGUAGAGCUAAGAUGACUAAACGCGGUGAAAGAGUUCUUCACAUUGCAGCUGUGGCAAGAAGCACACGAUUUGUACAGAAGCUAGUGAAUAAAUUGGAGGAAAGUGACUUGGAACUGCCAAAUAACGGCGGAACUAAUGCGUUUUGUUUUGCAGCUGCGUCAGGGGUUGUUAAAAUUGCUAGUAUAAUGCGGGAUAAGAAUAACAAGCUACCCAACAUCAUCAGUAAACAUGGAAGUGCAAUCACAAUGGCUGCUUUGCUCGGACACAAAGAUAUGGUAGUAUAUCUUUACGAGGUCACAGAUCUUGCCGCACUAGACAACUUAGAACGCUUUGAACUUCUCGAAGCCACAAUCCAGCAUGAGUUGUAUGGUAUGAAUAUGAGAGAUCUCUUCCAAUGA
Molecule: messenger RNA, 570 nt
Organism: Nicotiana tabacum (common tobacco)
Lineage: Eukaryota; Viridiplantae; Streptophyta; Magnoliopsida; Solanales; Solanaceae
Source: RefSeq, a predicted model, not a curated record